UCGCGAUAUAGGUUAGACGCGACGUUGCGUGUGUCCGCGCGGAGGAUAAUAAAAUUGUUUUGGCUACGUGGCCGAUUCGCGUGCGGCUCAUGAGCAUCAUCCUGCGGGAUUCAUCGUCAUCGGAGAGGAGCGGCGAUAACGGGCUCGAUUCUGGGUUUCUUGAUCCUGGUCAGCGGAUUUCGGGAGUACAACAAGAGGGAUCUGUUCGCUUUGCGCGAGGAGGUUCGAUCCAUGUUCGAUUACGCUUACUCCGGCUACCUGACGCACGCCUAUCCCUACGACGAGUUGCGUUCGUUGAGUUGCGAUGGCUUCGACACCUGGGGCAGCUUCUCCCUGACGCUGAUCGACGCCCUGGACACGCUCGCGGUUAUGGGUAAUCUCUCCGAAUUUCGUCGCGUUGCCGAGAUAAUCAGCGCGAGGGAGAACUUCGAGGCCAACAUCAACGUGUCCGUGUUCGAGACGAACAUUCGGGUGGUCGGUGGGCUGCUGAGCGCACACCUAUUGUCACGCAGAGCAGGUGUCAAGCUGGAACCGGGUUGGCCCUGCAACGGUCCGUUACUGCGUCUCGCCGAGGAUAUGGCAAAAAGACUGAUCGCGGCCUUUGAUACACCUACAGGAAUGCCAUAUGGUACGGUUAAUCUCAAGUAUGGUGUGCCGGAAGGUGAAACCAGCAUCACUUGUACCGCUGGCAUUGGCACUUUCUUACUGGAAUUUGGUACCCUCUCCAGGCUGACGGGAGAUCCUUUGUACGAAGAAGUGGCCAUGAAUGCUAUAAAGGCGUUACAUUAUUAUAAAUCCAACAUUGGCUUAGUCGGCAAUCAUAUAGAUGUUCUCACCGGUCAUUGGACUGCCCAGGAUUCUGGUAUAGGCGCUGGAGUCGACUCUUAUUUUGAGUAUCUGGCCAAGGGUACAUUACUGUUCCAAGACCCCUCACUGGCUUCGAUAUUUCAGGAGCACAAGAGGGCCAUAGAAAAAUAUAUUCGUCGAGAAGAUUGGCAUCUAUGGGUUUCCAUGACUAAGGGUCAAGUGACGCUGCCAGUUUUUCAAUCCCUGGAUGCUUACUGGCCUGGCGUGUUGAGUCUGUUCGGCGAGAUUGCAGACGCGAUGAAAUCCUUGCAUAAUUAUCAUCGCGUGUGGAAACAAUUCGGAUUCACUCCUGAGUUCUACAAUAUACCGCAGGCUGAGGCGGGUACCAAUAGGGAGGGCUAUCCCCUGCGACCGGAGCUCAUAGAAUCCGUUAUGUAUCUUUACAGAGCGACCAGAGAUCCCUGGCUGAUCCAAGUGGGAGUGGAUAUGCUGAGAAGUUUGCAGCACAGCGCCAAAACCACGUGCGGCUACGCGACCAUCAAUGACGUCCGGGAUCAUCGCAAAGCAGACAGGAUGGAGUCCUUUUUCCUCGCAGAGACUACCAAGUACCUGUAUCUUCUUUUCGACACCGAUAAUUUUAUUCAUAACACCGGCUCUGAGGGCGAAAUAAUCGACACUCAGUGGGGUCGGUGCGUCGUGGACGCUGGCGGAUAUAUCUUCAACACUGAAGCUCAUCCAAUCGAUCCUGGAGCGUUAUACUGUUGUCGGCCAGCGCAAGAGAUCUUCCCGGACAAGAGGCCGGUUCUCAAAAGAUUUCUACCGACGCAGAAUACGCCGGAGGAUAACAUCACGCCAAACGAUCUUCGCUUCGAGAAGGACGUUACCGAGACGAAAAAUCCAGGUGUGCUGCCGAUCACGAUAGCCAAAUUAUCCGAAAUUAGACACUACGCUGUGAAUAAGAAAGAAGGCGCUGUCAAUGAGAGUUUUUCAUCGUCGAAUGCUUCAUCGCCGAGGGAUUCUGCUGUAGAAAACGCGACAGUCGAGGAAGUGAAGAAAUCGAAUCAGACCGUUCGACUUCCAACACAGAUUCUCGCACCCUCAUCGACGAUUUAUAAAGCCGACGAUAGUGACAGUUCUGACAGUUUUGAAUCUCCAAUAUUAUCCAACGGACAGUACUCGAUUUCUUCGAGUGCCACGGUCCAAAAUUCUGGUAUCCGACAAAACGCGACCCCGAGUCCCAUCAAGACCAGAUUCGAGCCUCAAAUAAUGUUGGAGAACAUCAGACGUGGAAAUCUUUAUCCAACAAAUGUCACAGCGAGACAAAAUUAUCAGAUUUUAUCCUGUCAAGCUCAACCAUUCCUGCAACGAAUGUCGAUCGUAGGGGAAUUUUUUUAAAUAACGCGUAAAUAAAUCGAGAAUGUAUAAAAGUUUGUGAAUUUGUUACGGCGAUUCUUGAACUAUUUUUGAUUCGCAAGAGAGACUGUUGUUAUAAGAACGAAAUUUUACACAGUCUUGUUUUGCAAACAUAUUGUACUUUAAUAUAUUGCUGUGAUAUAAUUGUUGUAUAGUUUAUAAUAAAUAUAAGAUAUGUAAAUGAA
Molecule: messenger RNA, 2405 nt
Organism: Formica exsecta
Lineage: Eukaryota; Metazoa; Arthropoda; Insecta; Hymenoptera; Formicidae
Gene: Edem1
Product: ER degradation-enhancing alpha-mannosidase-like protein 2
Exons: 3
Coding region: 232-2202 (656 amino acids)
Biological process (GO): carbohydrate metabolic process; mannose trimming involved in glycoprotein ERAD pathway; endoplasmic reticulum mannose trimming
Cellular component (GO): membrane; endoplasmic reticulum
Molecular function (GO): calcium ion binding; mannosyl-oligosaccharide 1,2-alpha-mannosidase activity
Source: RefSeq, a predicted model, not a curated record